Molecule: messenger RNA, 2548 nt
Organism: Notolabrus celidotus (New Zealand spotty)
Lineage: Eukaryota; Metazoa; Chordata; Actinopteri; Labriformes; Labridae
Product: biotinidase-like
Exons: 6
Coding region: 273-1823 (516 amino acids)
Molecular function (GO): hydrolase activity, acting on carbon-nitrogen (but not peptide) bonds, in linear amides
Source: RefSeq, a predicted model, not a curated record
UAAGAUUUGUAUUUACAACUGGUUGUCAAAGUAGCGCCGCCUUUAAGUCAUCCUACCGUUGCAGUCCAGCAGAUGUAAGAAAAUGUAAUACAAUUCUCAAGAAUAACGACAAGUUGGCAUUGUUCCAGUAUUUUGUAGUAGACCUGCAGCAUGAGCUUCAUAACAGCUCUAAUCUUGAAGUCUGCCAAACUGAGUCGACUCUGUUUACCCUCUCCUCAUGUGGGACUUUAACCCUCAUCUGCAACUGGUCCUCCUUCUUCGUUACACUGUUUAUGCCUCCUCGAGAAGAAACCAUGUUUUCAUUCGCUGUAGUUUUUUUCAGUUUAACUUUAACUUCGGCUUUAGUCAAACUUGAGCCUGGUGGGGACUCUUCGUACGUCGCUGCUGUGUACGAGCAUAGUGUGAUCCUGAACCCGGAGCCCCACGUCCCCCUCUCCAGCCCCGCCGCCCUGCAGCACUUGCAGAAAAACCUUGAUAUCUACGAGGAGCAGGCUGCACGCGCCGCUCAGCAGGGGGCCCAGAUCCUGGUGUUUCCAGAAGAUGGUCUCCAGGGGUUCAACUUCAGCCGUUCAUCUAUCUCAGGUUACCUUGAAACAAUUCCUGACCCCCAACAAGAGAGCUGGAACCCCUGUACAGAGCCCCAGAAAUACAACAACACUGAGGUUCUCCAGCAGUUGAGCUGUAUGGCUCGUCGACACAACCUCUACAUUGUGGCCAAUAUGGGUGACCGGCAGCCCUGCCCUCUGACCACUGAUCCUACAUCUUCCUGUCCUUCUGAUGGACACUGGCAGUUCAACACUAAUGUGGUUUUCAGCUCAGAAGGCCUGCUAGUGGCACGUUACCAUAAACACAACCUCUACUUUGAGAGAGCCUUUGACACUCCCCCGCAACUUGAGAUCGUUACAUUUGACACUCCUUUUGCUGGAAAAUUUGGCCUCCUGAUUUGCUUUGACAUCCUCUUCCACGACCCAAAAGUUACUCUUGUUGAGAAGGGGGUACGUCAGUUUAUCUUCCCCGAAGCCUGGAUGAACCAACUCCCCUUACUGGACACAAUCCAGUUCCAGCGAGCGUUCAGCUUGGGUGCUAAUAUCACCCUGUUAGCAGUCAACAUUCGAAAUGAUGAACUCAUUAUGACUGGAAGUGGAAUCUACACGCCUUUUUCUGCCACCUACCACCACGCACAGAGAGGAGACCCAGAGGAGGGCAGGCUGCUGGUGGCCAGGGUGCCAGUCUUAGACCCAGAGUGGAGGGCCACAGGGGAAGGGGUGUCCACGUCAUCUGCAGCUGCAGAAUCUGGAUUCUGUGACAGUGAGAGCUGCUCUGAUGCAUCUUCAGUCCCUCCAUCAUCUGACACUUUCACUUCAUCCAUGAUGUACGACCCCUUUACAUUUGCCCUCUUAAGCGAGACAGAGGGCAGAGUUAAAGUGUGUGAUGGCACCUUUUGCUGUCACCUGCAGUACCAGCGGUAUACACAGGGUGGCAGUGAGGAGCUGUAUGCACUGGGAGCGUUUGCUGGAACCCACGUGGUCAACGGACGCUACGCCCUGCAGGUGUGUGCACUCGUCCGUUGUGCAGGGUUGGACCCAAGCUCCUGUGGACAGAUAGUGGAAGAGGCUGAGUCAAAAAUGGACUUCUUGUUAGAGGGGAAGUUUGGAACCAGGUACGUGUACCCAUCAGUUUUGGCUAACAGGAUGGUUCUGGAGGAUCCAAAGCAUUUUGAAAAAGCUGCAGAUGGAAGAGUGACCAUGAAACACUCAGACAUGACUGCUGGGCUGAUCACUGCCUGUCUGUAUGGACGGAUGUAUCACCUGGACAAUGAAUGAACUCAUUCUCUUAAUAUGAAAUACAAAUGUCAGAGUAAUAUCUUGUCUCAUGUCCACUCUGCAAUGAAUCCAAAACAAAUAUCUUUAUUCAUUCAUGACUUAAUCUUUACAAACAUUGCACCAAGUAGUUCAUCCUCUGCCUAAAAGUUGCGUGUCCCUAAGAAGGCAAUAAUUAUUAAUUUUCAUAAUGUCUCUCUCUCUCUCUCUCUCUCACACACACACACACACACACACACACACACACACACGAAUACAAAGAUUCAGCUACGUUCCCCUGUCUCCAGUACAGUACACAGACAUCGAGUAGUUACAGCAUUACAAGAUAAAGGUUCCUCAGGCCGUUCAUUCAGUCAUCAUCUGACUCCUGACCAAUUCAGUAAAUGUUUCAUACAUCCACCUGCUGUCAGACUCUGCCACCAUGGAUUCAAUCUCCACUCUGUAAAAAAAUGUAGUGUUCAACAAUAAUUUCCUACCAGAGAAUUAAAAAGAGGGUCAAAACAACGAGGCAGCAUCACCAAUGUGGAUGAGGAGUUACAGCCAUCAUGGCAGCUCAGAAAGGAUUAAAACUUCAAAGAACAGUGGGAAAAAAAACAGUAUUCAAUGUCCUGGUCCCAUAAGAUUGUCCCUCUGUUUGUCAUUUGAGUCCUCUGAGCCUUUCUCUGGAUCCUUUUCUAGUGAAAGUUUGAUGGGAAACCUGUGAAAAGAAUUAAAACCACUCCAGAAAA